AUGGACAGCCACGACGGGGCCACAGAGGGCGAUGGUGGAGCCGAGCAAGACCUGACCAGGCAGCCAUCCGAGAUCAAGGUCAGCUCCGAACCUCAGACUACGGCUGACCCUCCGGAGCCAGGACCGGAGCCAGGGCCGGAGUCGGGCCCGGAGUCGGGCCCGGAGCCGGGACCGGAGCCGGAGACCCAGCCGGAGACCCAGCCGGAGACCCAGCCGGUUGCGGACGGCCCCAAAGCAGAGGCUUCGGAGGGGAGCGAUGAUGCGCGUGUCGAGGUCCUGGAAAGUCUGGAGGCCGCUGAGGCUACGGGCGAGGCAGUAGAGGCCGCGAGCGAGGACGUGUCCCAAGAGCCAGAGAGUCUGCCAGAGCCCAAUCCCGAGACUGAGCGGGAAUCCAAGGAGCUGGACAAGGACGAAGACGAAGAAGACGAUGAAGAUGAGGAGGACGAGGAACCCGACCGGCCAGAGAAGCAGAAGGACAAGGUGAAGAGGAUGAAGAGCAAGGAGUCAUGGUUCCGGCCCUCACUGCCGCUGACCACGAUCGUCGAAGAAGCGGCUGCUCCAGCCCCACGGGCAGAGAAAGAGAAAUCGAAGGAGUCUGAGCGGAAGCGAGGUAGCAAGGAUUUCGAGGCGAUAGGUCGAGAACGACGCAAGAAAAGCAAAGAAGAGCAUCUUUUCCCUGGAGAGGAGGAGGAGGAAGAGGAAGAUAAGGAUAGAGACUACGACGACUUCGAGUGGUCUGCGGAUGUUCGGAAACUGCAAGAGCAGCAGCUGCGUGGGGAGCUAGUGGACCAGUAUCACGCCCUGCUGGUGGAGCGGAACCGAUACCAGCGCUACAAUGUGUACCUACAGCAGAAGAUCUCCGAUACACUACGCAAGAAGGGCCUGGAAGCAGCUGAACCUGCGGACAAGAGUGCGGAACCAGAUUCUCCGGAGAAAGAGCAAGCAUACUUGCGCUAUCUGGCCAUGCUGGAGGAACUGAAGAAACAAGAGGCGGACGACCUAGAGUGGUACCGCGAGGAGGUGCGUGAGCUGAAGCACCAGUGCCAGGAGAAGCAGGCCAGGGUGGAGAAAGAGUGGCGGCGCUUCCAGACCCUCAAGAAGCAGGUGGUGAUGCAGGUCAUGGGCAGCUGCCGCAUGCGCGGUGGGCGCCAGGCGGCUCUGAGAGAGGUGGAACAGAUCCAGGCGCUGGAGGAUAAAAAGGAGAAGGAGAUGAGCGCCUUACGCCUCGAGAACGUGCAGCUGAAGCAGAGCCUGGUACACUUUGAAACCAGGAUGAAAGCCCAGGAGGACUUGGCUGAGGGACUGCUCCUCAUUGACUUUGAACAGCUCAAAAUUGAGAACCAGACCUUCAAUGAGAAAGUCGAGGAACGAAACGAAGAACUUCUAAAACUGCGCACUAAGGUGACCAGCAACGUGCAGAUAAUAACCCACGUGAAGGAAAAGCUGUCUUUCAUAGACACGGAGAACUCAUGCAAAAAGGCACAACUUUUGGAAAUCGAGGCCCAGGUGGCCCUAGGAAGAGACCUAUUGACAAAGACAAAGCAAGCCCGAGACAGCCUGCGAACUGACAACGUCAAACUGAAUCAGAAAUGUGGGCUUCUGGGUAAGGAAUCACUCCUCCGAGACUUAGAAGAAAAAGUGGAUAAGACAAAAUUUCUCAACAGGCGUCUGGAAUCCCUGAAGCGCCAUCAUGCGGGGCUCACCUUGUCCUGCAAAGGGGUGAAGCAAAAGAUCAGGGAAGCCAAAGCAUUCCUCCCCUCUUGACAGGACAGUUGACAAAAGCUCCAAAACUCUAGAAACUUUGUCCCCGACUCUCUUCUGCCCUCCCAUAGUCAUUCUAAAUGACUUGAGAUACAACUUUAUUUUUGUCAUGGCCAGCUUCUAAA
This is a messenger RNA of Chionomys nivalis (European snow vole), 1886 nucleotides long. RefSeq names its product coiled-coil domain containing 96 (gene Cfap184). The transcript has a single exon. Gene Ontology annotation, biological process: cilium assembly. The record is from RefSeq and is a predicted model, not a curated record. The coding region runs from base 1 to 1764 and encodes 587 amino acids. Lineage: Eukaryota; Metazoa; Chordata; Mammalia; Rodentia; Cricetidae. Gene Ontology annotation, cellular component: ciliary basal body; axoneme.